GUUCUUUCUGACAACAAGUCGGAUUGUGAUUGUAAUUCCUCUUUAAUUUUAUUAAUUAUUUUGUACCGUAAUUAAUUAAUUUUAUUAAUUUUUUUGUUUCUAUUUUAGUGAGUGUACCAUCCACCUGAACAUCACAUCCUGAGUUCCCUUAUCUAAAUUAAAUCCUCCUCUAAACAAGAGAGAAACAAUGUCAGGCAGAGGUGGAAAUGGUGGGUAUGGUGCACAUGGUGGUGUCCAGUCUAACCACACAUCACGUAAUUUUCCCAAUAGAGCUAAUUUAAAUCAUCAACCUAGACACAUGAUUCCACCUAAUUCAACGAAUAUUCCUCAAACUGUUUCAAAUGUGGGAUUUGGUUUACAUACUCAAUUCAUGGGUAAUCCAAACAUUGUUCAUCAAAUAUCUCAGGUUCCUCAGGCUCGGUAUCCUAAUUCGAAUCAUCCUCAUCAUCAACCACAAAUACCUUUCCAAACUGCAUAUAUAGCACAUCCCUUCUCCUUUUAUCCACAUAUGCAACAUCAAUAUGCUGCUAUUGCUCGUAAUGUGCCGGGAGCCACCGCAAAUCCAUCACCAUAUAAUGUUAGUCAAGGAAUGGUGCAAAGCACUGACAAUCAACUAUAUUAUAGUGAACAAUAUAUGCCACCAGCUCAAACGCAAGAGAUGAAUUCAGUGACACCUGCAUUGCAGCAGAUACCGGGCCAGACUUUGCCCACUAAAGGGGCAGUUGCACCUCAACCUCGCGUCAGAAAAGGAGCUUUGAUCCAGGAUCCUAAUACACUUAAAGAAAUUUCCGUGGCUGAGCUCAGAUCACCUGUACCUGUUAAGCCAGAGAGCGAGCCUGAAAAAUCUUCCACUACUAAUGCCACAUCAACAACGCCUAAAUCUGGUCCAGAGAAGAAAGUCAAGGAACAAAUGAAUGACCUUGAUGUUCGAAUUGAAAGUGACCAAUUGACGAAAUCGACCGUUACACCGGAGCCAACUGAAGACUCAAGUAAUUCUAGUUCUACCACUAGCUCAAACACAGUUUCAUCUAAACAAGUUGUGAUUGAGAGCAAAUCACCUAAAGCUGGUUCUGAAAAGAAAGUUGAGGAAAAAACUAACGACCUUGACGCUCGAACCGAAAGUGACCAACUAACAAUAUCGGCCGGUGUUACACCUGAGCCAACUGAAGACUCAAGUAACUCUAGCUCUACAAAUAGCUCAACCACACAUUCAUCUAAACAAGCUGUGAUUGAGAGCAAAUCUGAGCUAAAAUCUGUCGAGUCAACAACUCAAGUAUCUCCAGUUAGUGAAGAAAUUCCAAACUCUAAUGAGAUAUCUUCAUCGUCUGAAAUAAAAGACGCUUCACUUGAAGAAACUCGACCUGUCCCAAUCGAUGUUGUAGAUCAUGCCUCUGUGAUGACUCGAGAGGAAUCUAUUUCUCCCCAAGACGAUUUUAAACAAUCGAAAGAAGUCCCCGAAACUUCAGUUGAUCAAGUUUCACCAAGUGAAACUAAAGAAGAAAAUAAAGAAAAUGAUAAGCCUGCUGCCGCUGAUCAUCCCAAGAUCAAUGCUAAGGGCAAGUAUGAAUACGAGGCCGAAUUUCUCCGAUCUCUUCAAAGUCAUCCACUGUCUUUGAAAAAACCCAAUUUACCCGAUCUCGACAUAGUGCAACAAGUGCCGAUAACCCAAAGGGAAAAACAAACAAAUCGUGUCAACGAUUUUCUUCCAUCUUACAUGGCUCCGUCUCGUAAUAAUCGCUCAUUACCAGUUCGUAUUAGUGGAAGAAAUAGUAGAGAACUCAGGCCAUCCAAGCCGCCGAUUAAGAUUAUUCCAUCUCCUUCUCUCAAUCAAGAUGUCUCUUUGCAUACUGUUGAAAAUGCUUGGAAACCUGCUAUUCCUGCCUUGGCUCCAGUUGAAAAUAUCGACGAGGAAGAAAAGAAAACGCAAGAAUUGCUCAAGAGAUUCAGAGGAAUUUUGAAUAAAUUGACACCUCAAAAAUAUGAUGACCUUAUCAGACAAGUUGAUGCCCUCUCCAUUGACUCGGCUGAUAGGCUCAACAAAGUAUUAGAGCUUAUAUUUGACAAGGCCGUCGACGAACCUGCUUUCUGUACUGAUUAUGCUAAAUUGUGUAAACAUAUUUCUUUAGCAGAAAAGGCUAAAAAGUCUAAUGAUGAUAAAGACAAAUCUAGUGAGAAAGAUGACAAAACUAAGGAGAAGCAAUUUCGAGGACUUCUUCUUACCAAAUGUCAAAACGAAUUUGAAAGUGAUAUUUAUAAAGAUGUCAAUAUUGAAGAGCGACUACAAGAAAUUGAAACCAUCUCCGAUCCAGAAAAGAAAAAGAUCGCUAAACUCGAGCUUGACGAGGACAAAAGGAAAGCUCGAAAACGAACCCUUGGAAUCAUUAAAUUCAUUGGUGAAUUGUACAUGUUUGAUAUGCUCAGAGUCGCUAUCAUGGAUAGUUGUAUCGCUAAAUUACUCAAGGCAAGUGAUGAUGAGUCACUUGAACUUUUAUGUACCCUCUUGAGAACUGUUGGAGCGAAAUGGGAGCAAGACAGUGCAAAGAAGCCUCCCAUUCAAGGCAGUGCAAUCCUGUAUUGGUUUAACAUGCUUCGAGAGAUUGUCCAGAAAAGAUUAACUUCCUCUCGAGUGCGUUUCAUGAUACAAGAUGUGCUGGACAUGAAACAAGCGGGUUGGAAAGUCAGAAAGAUCCAAGCCGAAAAUAAGCCAAAAACCAUUGAACAGCUUCAUGCUGAAAUCCAACAAGAGGAACAAAACAAGAAACAUGAAAUUGCACAGCACAUCAUCAAAACUGGAGAUGUUAGAAAACCUCCAUCCAAACAAGAAGAAUGGAAUACCAAUAGUCAACGAAAUCGAACUAAUACUCCAAAGGUGUUGGAAACUCUCCAAGAUUUAAAGAAAAUGAAUUUAAGUACAUCACAAGCAGAUACUAUCUCUUUACUUCCUCAAAGAGGUAUGUGGGGAUCUGGGGCAAGUUUAGGUGCUGGAACAUCACAACGAUCACAACCAAAUUCCGAUAUUUUCAGUAGAAACUCAUUGAAUGAAAGAGAUAAAAACCCAAGGAAUAGUGGCAAUAUGGGACGGGACUCAAUGGAAGGACGCGUUCAGUCUUCAGGAACAUCCUUCAGACCAUUUUCUUCUAUGGAAGGAGAGCCACAUUCUGGGUAUCCUGGUCGAGCUUCAAUGGGAAAUAGAGUUCCAUCAACAAUGGCUCCAUUUGCUAGUACGUCUGAUGCAUCAGUCAAAAAGGAAACAUCAAGUCGUAGCAAUAGCAUGGAAAAAAGUGGUCUUUCCGAUUCUCGAGCCAGUAGUAAUAAUAGUACCAGUAAUUUAGUACGCGAAUCUCCGAAGAAAGAAGUUGCACAAGUUGGUAGCAAACUCAAAGGUAAUAAGGAACUUUCAGAUGCUAAGGUGUCUGAAAAAGCUCAAAAUUGUGUAAAAGAAUUCAUGCAUCAUGGUAUUAAAGAGGACGCUAAAGAAGAUCUUCUAGAGCUAUGCACCGAAAAGAACGUCCAUCUCUAUGUCGAAAGCGCUAUCAAUUUAUCUCUGGAUCUAUCUAGUCAGCCAAGGCUUGUCGUUGGGGAAUUGUUGGGAUACUUAGUGAAGGAGAAAACCAUCAAACCAGAAUAUUUUUUUAAAGGUCUACAUUGUAUUCUUGAAAUCGCUGCUGACAUAAUUAUUGAUAUUCCUUUACUUUGGAAUAAUUUAGCUGAGGUUUUAGUACCAUUAUUUUGCAGUUUAGAAUCUUCUAAUAGGAAAAAAUUCUUCACAAAAGCCUUAGAACCAAUUAAAGAAGAUGAAGCAGGUGGAGCCUUGUUAAUAAUGUAUCACAUUUUAAAUUUUAAGAAAAAUAAUCCUACGUCUCCCUAUGAUUGUGCCUCUGCAUGGAUUGCCGGAAGCUUAGAAUGGUCUUCCUUUUUACCGAGUAAAGAAAAAAGUCCAGAAGAAUUUUUCAAAAAACUUGAUCUGACAAUGCCUGUGUUUGAUCUACAAUUAAAACUCGAACCACUAAGCAAUUUCGUUAAAAGUCAUAGUGUAAGCCAGUUAUCAGAAUAUAUAUCUAGUAAAUUUACUCCCGAAGAAGUCAAAGAAGCAAAAUUUGUGCGUGCCUUGACCGAAGCCGUGGUGAACAGAUGUGUUGUCCAAAAUAAUAAUGGUGGUGGAACAAAUGUAUCUUAUAAAUUAAACUCCAAACUGUUUGCUAAUUAUUGUCCCAUUCUGGCCAAAUUCCAUGGUGGGGAUAAAAACUUAGAAAUAGAAAUAAUCACAACAACGCAAAUAUUAGUAGGAGAAUAUGUAAAUCCUAAAGGACUAGUGACAGAUUUAUUUGAUAAUCUUUAUAGAAAAGCUUCGAUAUCUGUUCAGGCCUUCAUUGAUUGGGAACAAGAUACAAUGCGUCUUAAAAACAAGGGAGCUGCUGUUCUUAUGGUUAAGGAUUUCUUAACAAAACUUAAAGAAGGUGGAAGUGGAUCAGACAGUUAGCCUUUGGUGACUUAAUAGUCUAAAUUAUCACAACCGUUUGAUGUACAUUAAAGCCAAAAUCAAGAGUCUAUUAGAUGUUGAUUGAAUCUACAGUUCUUGACAAACACGGUUGACUAUUUCCAAUUCAUCUUUUCUCUCUAUCUCCCCUUCUGUCUUUUUUCUAUAUUUCCUCAUUAUCAUCAUCUCUUUUUCUCUUCUUUCACUACACGUCUUCGUCCUUUUCUCUCUUUCUCUUCUUUUUUUCUCCCUUUCAAAAAUCACAUCCUCCCCUUAAAUAAUUGAAUAAUUGGAAUACGUGAAGGUUGAUUUGUAUAAAAUACUGGAAUAUUUCUUUCUGAAAUUUAUAUGAUUACCAUUAAUAAUAUAAACUAAUGUUUUAAAAAGAAA
Messenger RNA from Panonychus citri (citrus red mite), 4867 nucleotides. Its product is annotated as eukaryotic translation initiation factor 4 gamma 3-like. Lineage: Eukaryota; Metazoa; Arthropoda; Arachnida; Trombidiformes; Tetranychidae. Bases 188 to 4480 code for a protein of 1430 amino acids. The transcript has 14 exons. Gene Ontology annotation, cellular component: eukaryotic translation initiation factor 4F complex. The record is from RefSeq and is a predicted model, not a curated record. Gene Ontology annotation, molecular function: translation initiation factor activity; mRNA binding; protein binding.